This is a messenger RNA of Dissoconium aciculare CBS 342.82, 726 nucleotides long. RefSeq lists its product as uncharacterized. Lineage: Eukaryota; Fungi; Ascomycota; Dothideomycetes; Mycosphaerellales; Dissoconiaceae. The record is from RefSeq and is a predicted model, not a curated record. The transcript is spliced from 2 exons. The coding region runs from base 1 to 726 and encodes 241 amino acids.
AUGAAGACCUCUAUUAUCGCCUCUCUUGCCAUCGCCACUUUGGCUGCCGCUUCUCCACAGCGCCCUGCCAAUGCUCCCGCCGGACCUUGGCCAACAGCAGACUCGUCGGCCUACUCCGAAUUUCAAUCCUGGACCUCCGCCGCAAGCCUGACCGCAUGGCCCACCGCCAGCAGUCAAUGGGCCUCAGUAACUUCCGCCCACCCAUUGCCCACUGGUCUGUCCUCCUACGCAUCUAGCUGGUCGAGCUUGUGGACCGCUACUGGUACCGGCGCCUGGGGCCCUGGUAUUACCGACCCUGCUGUCCACGGCGGCCCUGGCGGCUGGCACGGCGGUGCUGGCGGCCACGGUCCCUUCGGCGGCGCCAAUGGCUGGGGUCAGGGCCCGUGGAACAGCAACGGCGACUGGACUACUGGCGCAUGGACGAGCUGGUGGGGAACCGGCGCUUGCCCUCCUAGCACAUGGCCUGGUUGGACCGAGUCUUCCUGGUCGACUGCGGCCCCGUGGACUUCCUGGACCUCUUGCACCGCCUCGACCACUUCCACCGGCGUCUAUACUUCUACCAACACCAAUGGCGUGGUUGAGACUCUUUCGACUUACGGUAUCCGCGUCGCGCAAGCAGCCACUGACAUCUCCUCCGGCGCGGCUGCUAAGCCGACUAACUAUGCUGGUGUGAUGGGCAGCGCUGCUGGAGUUCUGGGAGUCGUUGCCGGUGCUCUGCUGUUGUAA